UGCGGCAAAUCCUUCCUAAACCCUCUCCUCUCCUCCCGCAUUCUCCAGCGAAUUCCCCUCCGUUUGCUGCCGUUGCUUGGUUUUUUUCUCUUGUGAGUUUGAUCGCCAUUGUUGCGUUGCUCGGUUUGUGAGUCUCGAGCAUCAUGGCGGCUCUCAUGCAAGCGAGCAAUGUGGCCGUGGGAUGCGUUGCUGCGCCUCAAGUUGUGAAGGCCGGGGACUCUACGGCCAGAAGGGUGAAGACGGCGGCCGCUUUCAAGUCAGUGAUGGCUGGUGGUCAGUUGAAGACUACGAGAACGGGACUUAGCACUGUGGACAGGACAAGGAGAGUGAGUAUCGUCAGUCAGGCUGUGUCUGUGGAGAAGGAGCUGGAAAUGAACAUUGCGGAUGAUGUUACUCAGUUGAUUGGAAAAACACCUAUGGUUUAUCUCAAUACAGUGGUGGACGGUUGUGUCGCCAACAUUGCGGCCAAGUUGGAGAUCAUGGAGCCUUGCUGCAGUGUCAAGGAUAGGAUUGGAUUCAGCAUGAUCACUGACGCAGAGAGCAAGGGUGCGAUUACUCCAGGAAAGAGCAUCCUUGUGGAGCCGACCAGUGGCAACACCGGCAUUGGCUUGGCUUUCAUCGCUGCUGCCAAAGGGUACAAGCUCAUCCUCACUAUGCCUGCAUCAAUGAGUUUGGAGCGACGUAUUCUAUUGAGGGCCUUCGGCGCGGAACUCAUUCUUACCGACCCAGCCAAGGGAAUGAAAGGCGCUGUUCAGAAGGCGGAAGAAAUUGUGAAGAAAACUCCCAAUUCGUACAUGCUCCAACAAUUUGAGAAUCCAGCUAACCCGAAGGUGCAUUUUGAGACCACCGGGCCAGAGAUCUGGGAAGACACGGCUGGUAAGGUUGAUAUUCUCGUUGCUGGUAUUGGUACUGGCGGAACUGUAACUGGAGCCGGUCGCUUCUUGAAAAGCCAAAACCCUGGUGUGAAAGUUAUUGGAGUUGAGCCAACUGAGAGCAGUGUACUUUCUGGAGGCAAGCCAGGACCUCACAAGAUUCAGGGUAUUGGAGCAGGGUUCAUUCCUGGCAUUCUUGACGUGGAGAUCCUUGACGAAAUUAUCCAGAUUUCCAGCAAUGAUGCUGUGGAAAUGGCUAAGCAACUUGCUUUGAAGGAGGGUUUGCUGGUGGGAAUCUCCUCAGGAGCUGCUACAGCUGCUGCAAUCGAGGUUGCCAAGAGACCAGAAAAUAAGGGCAAAUUAAUUGCUGUGGUUCUUCCUAGCUUUGGGGAGCGGUAUUUGUCUUCAGUUCUGUUUCAAUCCAUCCGGGAAGAAGCCGAGGCGAUGAAGCCAGAGACGUAGUUUAGGUUCAUUAGUUUAGGGGGUCCCUUCCUAUCUGUUACGGUUAUGCUGUUCGGAAAUAAAAAAUCACUGAAGUGUUACUGUCUUGUCAGGAUGAAUA
Messenger RNA from Physcomitrium patens, 1434 nucleotides. RefSeq names its product cysteine synthase. NCBI's taxonomy places the organism in Eukaryota, Viridiplantae, Streptophyta, Bryopsida, Funariales, Funariaceae. The record is from RefSeq and is a predicted model, not a curated record. Gene Ontology annotation, molecular function: cysteine synthase activity.